AGGCCUGCCGUUCCACCGCAGGGAUAGGCAGGCAGAUCGUCAGAUCGCUCGGCCGUCGGCCCCCACCAAGUGACACAUGUCAGUAGAAGACGCGAUCAUCUUCAGUACAGGUCACCGGUUGUGACUGUGAGUCGCCUCAUUGUAUCGCAAUAAUAUCCCGUCAGCGCGGUGCUGCGCGUUCGAGCGGCUGAGCGGAGUCAACAAUAAGCGGCACACAUAACAUCGCUUGCCGGCCGACGGCGGCGGACGCGUGAUAAGAACAGUCGACUCCUCCGGCCUAGUGUCAAGUGAAGUGUCUGUGCUAUCAGGCGUUGAUACGGGACCGGUGCAAAACAAAUAAAAUCGUUGCAAAUUGCAAUUUGUGGAGCAGUGCUGUGCGUGCCUUACCUCCGAGCUGUUGUUACUUGUUCAUUUUCGCCGGUUUGCGUUCGAGGAAAUUUUGUUUUCGGACGCACGUGAGCGGUAACGAGGUAUCUUAUUCCUGCAAAGAUGUAUAUAAAAUUCUGUUUAUUGGCAUUCGUGGCGGCUGAACUAAUGUUAAUGUUAGUUGAGGCCAAUGUUAUUCCUGGUGAAGAAGAAAAGAGCGAUGGAUUCGAGCUGCUCAUUCUGCAUAACAACGACAUGCACGCUCGGUUCGAGCAAACGGCGGCACGCAGCGGCCCCUGCGUAGACGGAGAACGAUGUUAUGGGGGCUUCGCCCGGGUUGCACAUUUAGUACGGGAAGCUCGCAAGAAUGAAUCUAACGGCGGCCCUCCUGUGCUGUACUUGAACGCUGGCGAUACAUAUCAAGGAACUCCUUGGUACACGCUUUACAAGUGGAACAUAUCUUAUAUGAUGUUAAACGAACUCGCUCCAGAUGCCAUGUCGUUGGGAAAUCACGAGUUCGACGACGGUGUCCCAGGUUUGCUACCAUUUCUGGAAAAUGUGAAAUUUCCAGUGUUAGCUUCUAACCUGGAUCUCACUGAAGAACCAGAACUAGCUAAACAAAAAUCACUGGUAAACUCAGUUAUUAUUAAAAAGAAUGACGUUGAUAUUGGAGUGAUUGGUUAUCUGACGCCGGACACGAAAGUUUUAUCUGCAUCUACUCGUGUUGGAUAUUUCGAAGAAGUACCGUCAGUGGCCAAAGAAGCUAAACGUUUGAAAGAACAAGGUGUUAAUGUACUAAUUGCACUUGGACAUUCCGGAUUUGAGAUGGACUGCAAAAUAGCCGAAGAAGUACCUGAUAUUGAUUUGGUGAUCGGGGGCCAUACAAAUACAUUCCUUUGGAACGGCACACCGCCGCCAAAAAGUGAGCCUGUCGAAGGGCCGUAUCCCACUGUCAUAACUCAGAAAGGAAGUUCGAAGAAAGUACCGGUCGUCCAAGCGUACGCUUAUACAAAAUAUUUGGGAAGCUUGAUGCUGCGGAUCGAUUCAGACGGUAACGUGGUUUCUUUUGAAGGUCAACCGAUUUUAUUGGAUGAUUCGAUUCCGCAAGAUGAAGAUGUACUAGAUCUUAUCAAUGUAUACAAACCUGGAGUAGAAAAAUUAAAAUAUACAGUCAUUGCAAACACUGCGGUUCUUCUGGAUGGUAAUUGUCGUAAGAGGGAAUGCAAUUUGGGAAAUGUGAUCGCUGACUCGAUGGUCCAUGCCUACACCGUCAACUACAAAGGUUCUGGCUGGUCGGAUGCUUCGAUCGCGCUUAUCAGUGGCGGCGGCAUACGCAGUACGAUCGAUGCAAAAACUAGCGGAGGAAACGUGACCAUGGAAGAACUUAUGACCGUUUUGCCUUUUGGUAACGAUCUCAUUGUUGCCCAGUAUAAAGGAUCUACUAUAAAGAAAGCUUUUGAGCACUCAGUUCACAGAUACACCGGCAAGCAUGGCUACGGCGAAUUCUUGCAAAUAUCCGGUGUGAGAGUGAUUUAUGACUUGAAGGCAACCCAAGGGUCCCGAGUCAUAGGCAUUUCCAUUCUGUGCACAGAUUGUGAAGUUCCUGCUUAUCAACCACUAGUGGAAGAGAAAGAGUAUAAAGUGGUGUUGAAUGCGUUUCUCGCAGAAGGCGGCGACGAUUAUGGUAUGCUGAAGAAUGAAUCUCUAUCUAGUAGAAGUAUUACUACUGACGACUUGGAAGCUGCUCGAAAAUACAUGUCUAGCGAAUCGCCAAUAAGGCAGGGUAUUGAGGGACGAAUCACGUUCAUCAAUCUUGGCGAUCCUAAUUCAUCAGUUAACCUGCACUCAUCAAUUGGAAUGAUAUCAUUUAUAUUCUUUAUUGUCUUCAAACAUUUUUGUACCUUGUAAUAAAAACAUGUAUAUUUAGAUUAAGCAACAAAAUGUAAAUCUAUUUUUGUCACAAAAGACAUUAACCAGUAAUUAAUAUGAAUAUUUAAAUAUUUUUAUUAGUACUCCAAAUUAUAAAUUUGUGACUUGAAGGUUUAAAAGUAAAACAAGAACUUUGUGUGUGAUACAAUCACUUUAUUAAGAAAAUAUUUGUUUUUUUGUUGUUCAUAUGGUGCUCGCUAUAUUGUAAUCAAUAUGUAUUUAUUGAAUUAGUAUAUUUUAUCACUUAUUUGUUGCUAAUUAUUGAAUCUUUAUGAUUACAUAUAAUAGAAAUGAAAAAUUGUUUACACAAAUCUCAU
Ctenocephalides felis (cat flea) is the source of this 2612-nucleotide messenger RNA. Its product is annotated as protein 5NUC-like. Gene Ontology annotation, biological process: AMP catabolic process. Gene Ontology annotation, cellular component: plasma membrane. Gene Ontology annotation, molecular function: 5'-nucleotidase activity; metal ion binding; nucleotide binding. Lineage: Eukaryota; Metazoa; Arthropoda; Insecta; Siphonaptera; Pulicidae. Bases 490 to 2274 code for a protein of 594 amino acids. The record is from RefSeq and is a predicted model, not a curated record. The transcript is spliced from 7 exons.